AUAUAAUAUUGUAAGUCGCCACGCGUCGUCUUUUCGCCAUGUUCCUUCUUGUUACCAUCAACGUUCUUUUGUGUGUUGCUUCUGCGCAGCUUCCCAGACCAUGUGAUUCGCCAAAACAGUGGGAAGGGAGAAUAAUUACGGUUGAUAGAAAGGAGAAUUACUUUAGAAGAGGUCGAAUUAGUUAUGACGAACCCUCCUCUCGCUGGAGAAUUGUCGAAGAGGAAACAGAAGGGAGACAAGUUGACUAUUAUGAUAUUCUUUACCUUCACAAUGUGGGAAAGGAAUAUCGACUGAAUCUGAAAACAAGACAAUGCAAUGUGACAACUAUAACUCACACCUUUCGUCCCUAUGGGGUUCCCCGUGAGGCUAACUUCACCGGUGAGGCUACCAUCGGGGCUGCUGGUAUUCCCGGAGAAAAUGUGGCUAUCCUGAAUUUUGCUGGACAAUACCAAGAUGGAACCAAAUUCUUUGGUGACGUCACAUCCCCAGAUUGUAUUCCUGUUUCAAAUGGGGAGUUUAAUGACGAAUCCGGUUUCGUUCUGAAUACGUAUGGAAGUAACCAACAUAUAAGCAAAGAGUUUUCAGAAAGAGAUUUUGCUAAAUUAUCAGGGCCCUAG
This is a messenger RNA of Saccostrea echinata, 617 nucleotides long. RefSeq names its product mammalian ependymin-related protein 1-like. Gene Ontology annotation, molecular function: calcium ion binding. The record is from RefSeq and is a predicted model, not a curated record. The transcript has 5 exons. The coding region runs from base 39 to 617 and encodes 192 amino acids. Gene Ontology annotation, biological process: cell-matrix adhesion. Gene Ontology annotation, cellular component: lysosome; extracellular region. NCBI's taxonomy places the organism in Eukaryota, Metazoa, Mollusca, Bivalvia, Ostreida, Ostreidae.